AUGUCUUCAGGUGUCAACGUUAUUGUCGACCCCGAUGGAGAUCUGGUCCUUCUCUUAGAUCCAACCACACCGGAUCUCUCAAAGUCCACCGACUCUUCACCAAGAGGCACUUCGGCCAUCGAAACCCCUCCUAAGAAUACACACAAACACACCUACAAAACCCUGGUUCAGUGGGAAUCCACCCUGGUAUAUAAUUCGCGUAUACUGGUAUCCUCGAAGCAUAUGUCCCUAGCGUCUCCGGUAUUCAAAGCAAUGCUACAGGGAAGCUUUCGGGAGGGUAUCGAACUAAAAACAAUGGGAAAACUCGAAGUUCCGCUUCCAGAUGACCAUCCCGCUGCGAUGACAAUUUUGAUUAAUAUAAUUCAUGGUCGCAUGAACUCAGUCCGGUUGAAGAUCGAAUUAGAAUUGUUUACGCAGAUGGCGAUUCUAGUGGAUAAAUAUCAGUGUCCAGAAGUUGUACGGCCCUUCUCUUCCAUCUGGAAGAAAGAAUUGUCGGCUACGUGGAGCAAGCGGAGCAACUGUACCGAUAUCGCUUGUUGGAUAUGCAUAGCCUGGCAGUUCGAGCUGGACGAUGAAUUCCUCAAAGCAACGCAAAUAAUACAGAAGCAAUGGACUUGCAGUCUUAAGGAGAGAAUGGAACAAUUGAGAUACCGCCUGCCCGUUCCCAAAAUAUUAAUUGAUAAAUUGGAGUCAUCUAGGCUAGAAAGCAUCGGAAAAGCCGUCCAAAUCCUCGACGCCACCAUAGCUAAAUAUUCGCUCUCCAGUCUCAAUUGCACUUUCAAUGGGUCUCCCACAAGAAGCAAUGACCGCAAUUACGAUUACGGCAAUCACGAUAGUUAUGGGAGAAGAAACCCUACAGCAUCAUGGGAUUAUAGCAACAUUCCUUCUUACAGAAAAGAUUGCGACUCGAUGGUGCUUGGGUCUUUGAUUAAGAGUGUUACCGAGAAUGGGUUGUAUCCUCUUCCAAAACCGCCAUACACUCCAUGGUCGCUGACAUCAUUCAUUUCGAAAGUUGCACUUCUCGAGAUCAAUACGCUAUGUUUCAAGAUAACGAAAGCGCAAACAGAUCAACAUGACAUCAAAAGCCAGCUCAAUUUAGCAAUGAAUGCUAUUCAUGUACCAAGUCUAACUUUAGCAUCCUGCAAAGAGCUGAUCAAUAAGACCCGACAAUAA
Messenger RNA from Sclerotinia borealis F-4128, 1173 nucleotides. The record is from the annotation of a GenBank genome assembly. Lineage: Eukaryota; Fungi; Ascomycota; Leotiomycetes; Helotiales; Sclerotiniaceae.